CCCAAACCAACGAGCGUCGAGCACGAGUCCCUCACGCAUCACCUUCGUCCGAGAGUUGGCUGACCUUCUCCGUCUGUGGAUACUUGGAGCACACCUGGAAGGCCAUGUUUGAAAAGGAGUCAGGGCAAGAGCUGGACCAGUCGACGGUGACGGUGAUGCCUUCCAACACGUACUCGGCGGCCAUCAUGGAGGAGAGCAACAACAUGACGGCGACUGCGGCUGUGAAUGGAGACAAAGCUCCAGCAGAUGGUCUCUCAGAGGGCGACAGCGGCGUGGAACUCACCAGCGAAAGCAGUCCGCUGACCGGAGCAGAGCCGCCUUCGCCAUUUAGCCCCAAACAGAAUGGAGGCGCCACUUCACCUCAAGAGGAUAACCAGUGUUUGAGGGGAUGCAGGAAGCGGAGCAGGAAACGGUCUGAGGAGGAGGAGAGCGCCUGGGACAGCUACACAGAGGAAAAGUCCUUGCGGCAGACGCCUCAACCCCGAACCAUCUUCCAGGCUGGUCUGACCGCGCACACAAACGCUAAGCCACGCAGACAGAACCGCAAGCAGGAGCACAUCACAGUAGCGGUAAAAACGUGUGGCCGAGGUCCGGCGGCGGUCUUGGCCAUGUCCAAGGGCGUCCUCGAGGCCCCUCGUCUGGAUCUGAUCGAGCAGGACUCCAAAGAUUCGGCUCAGAGUAGCAGCACCUCGUCCAGCGUGGAGAAGCUGCAAGAGUACAAUGACAACAAAGGUUUCGGCAUUGGCGAGCUGGUGUGGGGAAAAAUCAAGGGGUUUUCCUGGUGGCCUGGGAUCGUCGUGACAUGGAGAGCAACUGGAAAGCGACAGGCCACACACGGGAUGAGGUGGCUGCAGUGGUUUGGAGACGGCAAGUUCUCAGAGGUGUCUGCAGACAAGCUGGACUCCAUCACCGCCUUCGAGAAGUUCUUCAACCAGGCAUCCUACACCAAACUGGCCUCCUACCGCAGGGCCAUCUUCCAGGCGCUGGAGAUCGCCAGUAUCCGGGCAGAAAAGACGUUCCCUCAGAGCGAGUCUGAGAAUCCAGAGGACCAGGUUAAACCAAUGCUGGACUGGGCAAACGGCGGCUUCUUGCCCAAAGGAGAGGAGGGUCUCAAACCGACGCAGAACGGCGACGGCAAGGCUCUGGACCAAGUCCUGGACGUUGCUGUGCCCGAGUACUUCCCGAGUGCCAAGCGCCCUCGAGUCAGCACCAGCAAGAACAAGGCGGGACCGGAGGAGUCCUACAGCAGAGAACAAAUGGUGAAUGAAGUUCUGAAAAACAAAAGAAGUAUAGAAGAGUUCUGCCUCUCAUGUGGCAAGAUGAGAGUGGUGACUUUCCAUCCGCUGUUUGAAGGAGGCCUGUGCCAAACCUGCAAGGACGUGUACCUGGAGAUGUCCUACAUGUACGACGACGACGGUUACCAGUCGUACUGCACCAUUUGCUGCGGCGGACGGGAGGUUCUGCUCUGUGGCAACGCAAACUGCUGCAGGUGUUUCUGUGUGGACUGCCUGGACAUUCUGGUGGAUCCUGGAGCGUCCAACAAUGCCCGGUUCCUGGAUCCAUGGCGGUGCUACAUGUGCCAGCCGCUGCUUCAGUACGGUGUCCUGAAGCAGCGGCACAACUGGAGCUUCAAGCUGCAGGAGUUUUUCGGCAACGACAAUGGACAGGAGUUUGAGAAGCCAAAGAUUUACCCAGCAGUCCCAGCAGAGCAGAGGCGACCCAUCAGAGUCCUCUCCUUGUUCGACGGCAUCGCUACUGGGUAUCUAGUUUUAAGGGACCUGGGCUUUAAGCUGGACCAGUAUGUAGCAUCAGAAGUGUGCGAAGACUCCAUCUCUGUGGGCGUUGUAAGACAUGAAGGAAAGAUCCAGUACGUCCAUGAUGUCCGGAACAUCACCAAGAAAAAUAUCCAAGAGUGGGGUCCAUUCGAUCUGGUGAUCGGAGGGAGUCCCUGUAACGACUUGUCCAUAGUGAACCCGGCAAGAAAAGGCCUUUACGAAGGGACAGGAAGGUUAUUCUUCGAGUUUUACCGCCUGCUGAGCGAAGCCAAACCCAAAGAAGGAGAGAACCGGCCCUUCUUUUGGAUGUUUGAGAACGUCGUGGCGAUGGGCGUCAAUGACAAGAGGGACAUCUCGCGCUUUCUGGAGUGCAACCCUGUGAUGAUCGACGCCAUCGAGGUCUCCGCUGCUCACCGUGCCAGAUACUUUUGGGGAAACCUGCCCGGCAUGAACAGACCUCUCUGUGCAUCUGGGAUGGACAAGCUGGAGCUGCAGGACUGUUUGGAACAUGGCCGGGUGGCGAAGUUUGGGAAGGUGCGCACCAUCACCACUCGCUCCAACUCCAUCAAACAAGGGAAGGACCAGCACUUCCCCGUCAUGAUGAACGGGAAGGAGGACAUCCUGUGGUGCACAGAGCUGGAGAGGAUUUUCGGCUUCCCCGUCCAUUACACUGACGUGUCCAACAUGGGUCGCGGUGCGAGGCAGAGGCUUCUGGGCCGGUCCUGGAGCGUCCCCGUCAUUCGACAUUUGUUCGCACCACUCAAAGACUACUUUGCCUGUGAAUAGACUUCAGCGGUCACCGGUCACUGUGUCAGACAAGUUGCCAAAAAAACAACAACACGUGUUUACAGCCUGUUUACUGUAUACAGUAUUCUGCUCCAUGCACUACGACCUAAAAAAAAAGAAUCACACAGACACACACGAAUGCAGUAUCCAAGACUCUGUGUAAUACUAAAAUCAAGUUUGCAGCUGUUUUUCUAGAAUGUUUUUGGUAGUCAUCUAGAGUUGCUAAUGCUGCUGACACAAACACCAGCAAGUUCCUUUGAACCAAAGUCUCAGCGGUUCGGAGCGGUUUAGUUUUGCUCCAAAAGACGACAGCGUCGUUUGUUCAAACACCAGCUCUGGGUCUUGAAUUUUUAUCUGAAACAGGUUACGGCAAACACUGGGAAGCCACCGACUGGGUGGAAAUGGCAGCAUAUUUUACCUCGUUUUAUUGGUUUGUUGCAUAGAAAUACGUAGUUGUGAGGACUAGUUCUAGCUUUUAGAAAGUUGUACACGAUUCUACAACGUGUUUAAAUGUUCUUCAAAAGGCAUUCAAUACUUGAAACCUUUGUUGUUGGUUUUUUUUCCGGUUGAUUCCAGACUGUUCAGAAGGUAUUUCACUCCAAUACUAACCAGAUCGGGAUCUGAAAAGUUUCAUUUGGAACUAGAAGCACUGACUUAGAUGGCUCAUUCAACAUUAGCGGAUCCUGUUUAUUUAAUUCUAUUUAAAGUUGCUGGAUCCGGUCGGAACACUGGGAUGAUGUGUGAUCCAACCAAACAACAACUCGCCCUGAAAACUGGAAGAUUUGGACGUUUCUUUACCUCAAACUUGCUUGGUGCUCAUAGUUCUACUUUUAUACGUUUUGUACUGUACUGAAGAGAAAGUUUACAAAUGUCCGUCUCAUGUUGGAGGAUAUUAAACAAAGAAAAGUUGGUGCGACGCCACCGACGGCUGUGGCAUCAUGAAAGCCAACAGCUUGUUUACACUGUAACGCGGAUGAUGUUGGUUCCAGUUUCAUCUUGAUUUUGUAAACUUCACUUUUUAUUUGAAAACAAAUCAGGAGCAUAUUCAGAAUCAGCAGUGUUGACCAGUCCAACACCUGCUCACCAAGACUGCCUUCCUCCGGGGCUUUAUGUGCCACUGUUUCAAUCGUUGGUGCUUCGACUUUUAUCAGAAUUGAGACUUUGAUUGUCACACCAUUAUGGCCAAAAACUUUAAAAACUGUGCGUCUCCUCGUUCUAUUGUUUGACUGUUUGUUUGAAAAAGUAGCUUUGUAGGUUGUGUAUUUCCAGUAGACUUUUGUACAUAUGACACACUCAAUAAAGCCUAGACUUGGACUGGUGUGUGGUGUCUGUGUCUACCUGCGAUGGGCUGCAGACAUGUGGCGCUCCUGCACACAGGGGUCGAGCUCAGCACGGCCUCUUGUGUUAUUCGGAUUGGGAACAUCCAGACAGAGCAGAAACAUGAUGAGGCUAAGUGGGUCAGACUCGGCUGGCAUUUUCCUUGAGCUCUGCCAACACGGAGGAUCUCACCAGCAUGUCGAGCAAACUGGAACACUGUGAAUAUGGAAACACAAGGCAUUCAAGAAGGUUUUGCUCACUUCAUUUGUCGCC
Messenger RNA from Synchiropus splendidus (mandarinfish), 4151 nucleotides. It is a transcript of the gene dnmt3bb.1, whose product is annotated as DNA (cytosine-5-)-methyltransferase 3 beta, duplicate b.1. NCBI's taxonomy places the organism in Eukaryota, Metazoa, Chordata, Actinopteri, Syngnathiformes, Callionymidae. Gene Ontology annotation, biological process: negative regulation of transcription by RNA polymerase II. The transcript has 22 exons. Bases 105 to 2561 code for a protein of 818 amino acids. The record is from RefSeq and is a predicted model, not a curated record. Gene Ontology annotation, molecular function: DNA binding; DNA (cytosine-5-)-methyltransferase activity, acting on CpG substrates. Gene Ontology annotation, cellular component: nucleus.